AAAAAAAAAAAAAACUCCUCAAUUCUAAUUCAAACAUGGACUCUACAAGACCGCCAUCGGACUCUUCUGUCGAGCCAUCCAUCGACACACUUAUACCCACAUUUCGAUUCAUGAUCCACCGCAAAAUGAGGAGAAAAGCACAUGGUCAGUACAGACGUCAUAGCACACGACGUUACAUCUUCUCUGCUAUUGUCAUUGCCCUCUUUCUGAGCUUGAUAGGCAUUGGAGCGCAACGACUGGAAUUGGCUUCCUCUUGGCCAGAGCUUUUGCUGAUUAUCAUUCUCCUCAUUCUCAUGAUUUAUGUCGUUGUCAAGGUCUCUAUUGUUGUCCGUUGGUGCUUCUACUGGCUAGUGUUAGCGACACUAGUACUAUUUGUAAUUAACAAAGGAUCCUUCUUUGAGACAGUCAGGAACGGACCCGAAGCCAAGGCGGACCCCGAUGGCAAGAAUGCACUGCGAGCCAAGAUUGUCCUCAUUGUGCUUGCAUCCUUGGAAGUCUUUACUUUGGGGACCGUGGUUUUUCUCCGUGUUGUUUACCCUCGCAUUGUCCUACGUGCUCAAUGGCUCAAUGUUAAGAAAUGGUGGCGUAUUCGAGACGUCCCAAGCCCAUCCUCCAGAAGUGUCAACUAUCGGACCAUCAUGUUUUCCUAUGUCUCCUGGGAUGAGGAUGAGUAUCGUCUCCAACGAAGUUCUGUCUCUUAUGUUGGCGAGUUUGAUGAAGAAGGUCGGCCCCAUGGGUUGGGAGAAUGGACAGAUCAUACGUUUACAGGAGAGGCAUUACAAGGCAUUUGGGACCAUGGUGAGCCCAUUGGACCAUUCAAGAGUCAGGAGUAUGGAACUGGCAAUGCAUUCAACAACAUUCGGAUUGGAUUUUGCAAAAACUCUAUUGAUAAGGAUGAUUCAACUGCUUUCAAAGCAGCACGGGAUCCAAAAGGGUUAUCUUAUGGUGCAGCAGCUGUAGAAUGCUCAGUCUCUGGCAAAUUCUUCCACCAUCUCCCAUUUGUUCGGAUAAUUGGCAAAGGAAUCUACAGAUCAGAACUGGACCAUAUAGCAAAGGAGGAUCUGGAGGCACCAUCGAUUGCAUUAUCAUACCCUUUGUCUUUUCUUUCAACAUUCGCAGAGAGUUUACAGACUCGUCCUUCUAUCCGUGGCAGCUUCCGUAAUGGGAAAUCCAAGAAGAGUAUACCUCUUUCAAAGUCAAUUGUGGUACGGUACACGGAUCGGGGUAUCCUUAUACCGGGAUAUAUCAGGAGUAGACGUCGGGGUGAUGUGAAUGAGGUUGUUAUUCGACGGAUCUGUCCACCAAAUAUGGGGACUGAAGGUCAGAAUGUGGUGAUCGAGGGCAGUGAUGCUGGUCGUGAUCGCUCGACAUCUCAAACACCGGUACCGACUUUGCUCGUACCUACUAACCAAGCCGAAGGAAGCAACGGCGGUGGCAGUGCCAGUGAUGAUUCGGAUUAUGGCCCUGCCGAUGCUAUCUUGGACGGACCCUCAAACAGCCCUGAGGAUCGUCGUCGGUCGGGGGAGUAUGGUAGGAGGAAGCGACUCAAUCAGGAAGGACUGAUGGUGGAAGGUUGGCGUCAGGUGAUGGAUAUUGAUGGGAAAACGCCCUCAGCAUUGGCAGCGUCAAGAGCAGGAUAUGAGGCACUAGUGUUUAUUCAUGGAUAUAAUUGUCCGCUCACCUAUGGAAUUGGUCGCCUUGGUCAAUUGCUCUCACUGGGAGAGUUUCCACCCUAUAUCAAACCAUUUGUUUUCAACUGGCCAUCUUCCACCACAUUAGGCUAUUUCACUGCGAAUGCUGUUGGAUGUUCAGAUGUUGUUGCCAAGGAUUUGCGACAGUUUAUUGAGGAUCUGCGUGAGGCAGGGUUCCGAAGGGUGCAUAUUCUGGCGCAUAGUAUGGGAGCACGGAUUGUUCUAUCAGCACUUCGGAAGGGAUACUUUGAUGGGGUGGUUGCGGAACGUGAGGUCGUGGCUGUGGAAGAGCCCUCGUUAGAGUCGGCUCAUGGUGGAAGCAAGACAGCGUUACAUGCGAGGGCCUCUGUCCGGUAUCGAGAUACGAUGUCGGGAAGGUCUUUCAAGACAACGAGAUCAUCGACUCAACAGGCGGCAAUCUCGGACAGUUUUUCGAAUUCGGAUGAUCCGACGACACCGAUCCAGCUUGCGACGUUCACAUUGCUCAAUCCAGAUGCAGAUUUGGAGAUCUUUUUAGAGGAGGAUUACUGGACGCUGUCUAAAUACUGUCCACAUAUUACGCUGUAUGCGGAUGCACAUGAUGGAGCGUUGUUUUGGAGUGAGCUUUUAACGCGUCAGAAAUCACUGGGUCGUCAUCCACGGACGUUGGUGUAUGGACCUACGGGAGAGGUGUUGGAUGUGGAUGUGAUUGAUACGACGAGUUUGGAUGUGAACAUUCAUUCGAUCCGACAUAAUUUCUUUAAUCUGAACAGGAUGUUGGUGGAUGAUUUGUAUGAUGUGGUGGUGCUUGGACGAAGGGCAAGGGAACGAGCAGGUCGAUUGUCGAGUCGAUGGACGUUUUCAGACAGUGGGCUUGAGGAUGGAGAGGUGUACACAUUCCUCUGCGCACCAAGUUAUGUUGUCAACAAGUAGACAAGGAGGCUUGCAGCAACUAUCAUAGUCAUAAUCAUAAUCAUAAUCUAAUUCAUAGCCAUAAUCAUAAGCACAAGCACAAGCACAAGCACAAGCAUAAAUUGUAAUCGUUUCG
Messenger RNA from Lobosporangium transversale, 2718 nucleotides. RefSeq lists its product as hypothetical. The coding region runs from base 36 to 2603 and encodes 855 amino acids. NCBI's taxonomy places the organism in Eukaryota, Fungi, Mortierellomycota, Mortierellomycetes, Mortierellales, Mortierellaceae. The transcript is spliced from 5 exons. The record is from RefSeq and is a predicted model, not a curated record.